UGUGAGAGUCGUGAAGCUGCCGCUCUCGCCACGCAAGCUAUGAAGUCUUCGCUGCUCGCCACGGUGGCUGCGGCUGUCGCCGUAGCGGCGCCGCUGCUGCUGCUGCUGGCCGUGGGGGUCGUCACCCCCGCGGCCGUGGUCGCUCGCACAGAGAGUCGCGGCGAGGAGGGGGAGGUGCAGGGUCUGCGCCCGGGGAGAGAGCGCCGGGAAGAUGAACCAGAACUGGAGGACAUCUCCGUGGACGGCAUCGAGCUGCACAGCCUGCACGUGGAGUCGCGCGUGACGUCCCGAUUCGUCGACACCGUGACCACGGCGCGCCUCAAGAACCGCGGCGGGCACUCCCGCGAGACAACCUUCCUCGUCCAGCUACCGGAGCACGCCUUCAUCUCAAACUUCACCAUGGUGAUAGACCAGGAGCUGUACGUGGGCGUCGUGAAGGAAAAGGUCGUGGCCAAGGUUCAGUACGAGAAGGCCAAGAGCCAGGGACAGUCGGCGGGACUCGUGUGGCAGCUGGGCGACACCACGGAUCGCUUCAUGGUGUCGGUGAACGUGGCGCCGCAGAGCAAAGUGACGCUGCAGCUGGGCUACCAGGAGCUGCUGCGCCGACGCCUCGGACGCUACGAGCUAAAGCUGAGCCUGAGGCCGCGCCAGCUGGCGCACAGCUACAAGGUGGACGUUCACAUCUACGAGCCGCAGGGCCUGCGCUUCGUGGACGUGGCGCCGUUCCAAUCGUCCCAAGCCGUCAACAUCACCAAGGGGGAGCACAAGGCCCACGUGUCGUUCCACCCGGCGCUGUCGGAGCAGCGGCGCUGCCCGUCGUGCCUGCAGACGCGGUUCGACGGGGACCUCGUGGUGCUCUAUGACGUGCACCACGACGCAAGCACCUUGCAGAUCGUCAACGGCUACUUUGUGCACUACUUCGCCCCCGCCAACCUGAGCCCCCUGGCCAAGAACAUCGUCUUCAUCAUCGACGUGAGCAGCUCCAUGUGGGGCACGAAGCUGAAGCAGACGAAGGAAGCCCUGCACGAGAUCCUGGCUCAGCUGCGUCCCGACGACCACUUCGGCCUCAUCGAGUUCAGCUCCACGUCCCAAGCCUGGCGCGAAUCCAUGCUGCCCGCCUCUCCGGCCAACGUGCAGCUCGCCCAGGAGUUCGCGGCCACGCUCAGAGCCCAGGGAGCCACGAACAUCAACGACGCGGUGCUGGCAGGCAGCGCCAUGCUGCGGCGAGCACAUCGAGACGAGACUCUGCCACGCAACUCGUGUCACCGUGUCACUAACACGUCACUAACACGUGUCACCCUGUCACUAACACGUGUCACUAACACGUGUCACCCCGUCACCGCAGCCACGAACAUCAACGACGCGGUGCUGGCAGGCAGCGCCAUGCUGCGGCGAGCACAUCGAGACGAGACUCUGCCACGCAACUCGGCGUCGCUCAUCGUCCUGCUCACCGACGGGGACCCCACAGUCGGAGUGAGGGACCUGGGGCAGAUCCGAGACAACGUGCGCAUGGCGCUGGCUGGGGAGGCGUCUCUCUUCUGCCUGGGGUUCGGCCAGUACCUGGACUACAACUUCCUGGAGCGCAUGGCGCUCGAGAACGGAGGCCUGGCGCGGCGCAUCUACGAGAACGCCGACGCUCCGCUGCAGCUGCAGGGCUUCUACCAGGAGGUGGCGACGCCGCUGCUGGCGCGGCUCCACGUGAGCUACCCGCCCGGGGCGGUGAGCGACGUCACGCGCACCGACUUCGACAACUUCUUCGAUGGCACGGAGAUCGUGGUGGCCGGGCGCCUCGCCGACAACAGCCUGCAGGCGCUCGGCGCCACCGUGGAGGCCCGCGCGGAGGCCGGUGACCUGACGCUGACCAAGGAGACCCCCACGCAGAGGCAGACCUCCCCGGACGACCGCACCAAGUUCAUCUUCGGGGAGUUCACCGAGCGGCUGUGGGCCUACCUCACCAUCAAGCACCUGCUGGAGCGCAGGAGCAUCACCCAGGACGAGGAGGAGAAGGGGAACGCCACGGCACGGGCGCUGGAGCUGUCGCUGAAGUACGGCUUCGUGACCCCUCUCACAUCCAUGGUCAUCACCAAACCCCCUCGGCCUCGCAAGCAGGCGCCUACUGCCAAGAAACUUGAAAAAAACUCAGCCAAGCGUCCAAGCACCUUCGUGGACAAUGACCCGCACGUGGUGGUGGAGCUGCCCGGGCAGCAGCAGAAGAUUUGCUUCAACAUCGACGAGGAGCCGGGCACGAUCGUCAACCUCAUCGACGACCCCACCAACGGGCUGGCGGUGGACACCGAGCUGGUGGCGGCGAAGCGCGCCGACGAGCGCACGCACAAGAUGGCCACCUACUUCGGGCGCGUGGGCGUCCGCGUGGGGGCGGCCGGCGUGCGGCUGGAGGCCACGACGGAGGCCGUGCGACUCACGGACGCCCACGGCUCCACGAGCCUGCCCUGGGGCGGGAACAUCACACUCGAGAGGGUCGGUCUCACGCUGAAGAUGGCGCCGCGUGGCCGCUACCUCGAGGUGCUGGAGCUGCGGCUGCCCACCGGCACGCUCCUGAGCGUGCGGCUGCACCGCGUGUGGCCGGGACACCCGGAGCACCGCGACUACCUCGGGGUCUACGUCGCCGACCCCGGCCGACUCUCUCCCAGCACGCACGGCCUGCUGGGUCAGUUCCUGGUGGAGGAGCCCGAGCUGAAGGUGUGGGGGGAGCAUCCGGGCCUGGACCCCAACACGGUGGACGCCUACAUGCAGGUCAAGGGUCACACGUUGACCGUCACCAGGGGCGAGCGCGAGGACCCCACGGGUGCGCGGAACGUGUCCUGCUGGUUUGUCCACCACCACGGCGCGGGUUUCAUCGACGGGCGGCACGCCGACUACGUCGUCCCCGACAUCUUCAGCUUCCUGGGUCGGGCUCUCCUCGGGGCCUAAGGGGGUGCUGUGGGGUCGCGGCGGGGCCACGCACAGGGGUCGCGAGGUCAACCGACGACCACGAACGGAGGCCGCCCGCGUCUCGGCGGGGUUAACGCCGAGGCACGGGUCGGGGUCACGGGGUCACGGGGUUACGGUGAGCGGCGAGGCUCGGGGGACAGCAAUGGGGGCGGGGGGGGGGGGUAGGGAAAGGUGAUUCGGAAGUUAGCUCAGGAGGGCUCCCGAAGGAGCUAGUUGGUAGGAGCGAGGGAUAAAGGUCGAGGUUAGGCUGAAGGUCAAGAGGUCGUCACGGCCAAUGCUGUCGCUGCACGGUGCGGGGUUGGCCGGGAUCCCCACGUGGGCCACGUUUCCCCGCUUGUGACGCGCUGUGCCACGAGGCUGUGUUCUAUCAAACACGUUCAUUGUUAUUCGUGAACGUUACGUUACCUUUAAUUAAAGCGGCCGAGAGCCCAAUGAGA
Molecule: messenger RNA, 3389 nt
Organism: Petromyzon marinus (sea lamprey)
Lineage: Eukaryota; Metazoa; Chordata; Hyperoartia; Petromyzontiformes; Petromyzontidae
Source: RefSeq, a predicted model, not a curated record